AUGGAAGGCGGCAAUGCUUAUCUUCCCCGUGAGAUCAUCGUCAACAUUCUCAAGAGACUUCCCGUGAAAUCCCUAAUCCGAUUUCAAAGUGUCUGCAAAAGUUGGAAAAAUCUCUUGAAUGAUCCCUUGUUCAUUGUAGAUCACCUCCACGACUCCCAUCAUCGACCUUCUUUUCUCUUCAAACAGCUCUAUCAGAGAAACGAUCCGCUGUACUUGUGUUCAUUCGAUCGCAACUUUCGACUCCGUGAAGUCCACAACCCACCUGUGAUCGAUCACUACUUGUCCAGUUUUGAGAAUUUUUCAAACGUUCGGAUCAUCGGUUCCAGCAAUGGCUUGCUCUGCGUUGAACUUCGUGAUCAUUAUAUGUCUUCUCAUAAGCUUCUAGUGUGGAAUCCAGCAAUUAAGGAGGCGCAAGAGGUACCCAGAACUACUUAUUGUAAGAGUCUGGUAUCUAUAGGAUUUGGGUUCAGUACGAUUGCUAAUGAUUACAAGAUAAUUAAUAUUUCCUUUUUUGGGUCGUAUCUUGAUCCGAAAAGGGGUUCAUAUUGGGUCUACAAGAGGGGUGUGAAUGAAGUGUUAGUGUAUUCAUUGGGCACAGGGUUGUGGAAACGUGUGGAACAUGGGAAUACAUUAAAGGAUCUACGUAUUUAUUGUGAAGCAGUCACUGGUAACAAUGGAACCAUUAUUUGGCUUGCGCAAAAUGAUGAUGGUGAUAUGAUAGUCUCAUUUGACAUAGCAAUGGAAGUGUUUACAUUAAUACCAAUGCCAACUUUACACCCAGGGUCAGCUUCUAUUCCUACUUUUUAUGAGAACAAACCAGCUUUUCUUUCUCACAAAGAGACAGGAAACUCUAAAUCUGGUUUCAUUCAUUUGUGGCUGGUUGAGGAGAAUACAUUAUGUGCAUCUGGAGGAGGGAGAUGGAUUUGGACUAAAAAAUAUAGCAGCGGCGCCAAUCUCUAUCCAGACUAUUUAGUUCCAUUGAUCAUUUGGAGGAAUGAAAUUGUUUGCACAGCUGGUCUUCAUAGGCAAUUCUAUUGGAAGACUGAAAAAUAUUGUGAAGCCUUGAAGGAUCGAGGAAGAACUUUAUAUUUGUUGAAUCUCACCACUAAUGAAAUUAAGAAGUUUUUUAUGAACAAUUUUAUUUGCGGCUCUGGAAUCUUAAAUUAUGUGGAAAGCCUUGUACCAGUUGGUAACAUUCACAUUUAA
Messenger RNA from Neltuma alba, 1206 nucleotides. RefSeq names its product putative F-box protein At3g16210. Gene Ontology annotation, molecular function: protein binding. Bases 1 to 1206 code for a protein of 401 amino acids. Lineage: Eukaryota; Viridiplantae; Streptophyta; Magnoliopsida; Fabales; Fabaceae. The transcript has a single exon. The record is from RefSeq and is a predicted model, not a curated record.